This is a messenger RNA of Cavia porcellus (domestic guinea pig), 3049 nucleotides long. RefSeq names its product calcium-activated chloride channel regulator 4-like. The record is from RefSeq and is a predicted model, not a curated record. The transcript has 14 exons. Lineage: Eukaryota; Metazoa; Chordata; Mammalia; Rodentia; Caviidae. Gene Ontology annotation, cellular component: plasma membrane. Gene Ontology annotation, molecular function: intracellularly calcium-gated chloride channel activity. The coding region runs from base 45 to 2792 and encodes 915 amino acids. Gene Ontology annotation, biological process: chloride transport.
UAUAUAUAUGGAAACAAGCGUCGGGAAAGCUCUGGAGAGGAACCAUGGGGUUGUUCAGAGCCCUCGCUCCCCUCUUAGUCCUGCACCUGCUGGGGGACUCAAAGGCUUCCCUAGUGCAGCUGAAGGACAAUGGCUAUGAAGACGUCAUCAUCGCUAUAGAUCCCACUGUCCCAGAAGAUCCCCAAAUAAUUGAACACAUAAAGGACAUGGUGACCACAGCAUCAACCUACCUGUUUGAAGCCACAGAAAAAAGAUUUUUUUUCAAAAACGUGUCUAUACUGAUUCCUGAGACUUGGCAGAAAAAUUCUGAAUACACAAGGCCAAAAUAUGAGAGCUACGAACAUGCUGAUGUUAUAGUUGCACCACCAGCCGUGCCAGGCAGAGAUGACCCAUACACCAAGCAGUUCUCAGAAUGUGGAGAAAAGGCGGAAUACAUUCAUUUGACUCCUGAUGUUGUUCUGGGCAAAAAACAAGAUGAAUAUGGACCAUUAGGGAGACUACUUGUCCAUGAGUGGGCCCAUCUCCGCUGGGGAGUGUUUGAUGAAUAUAAUGAAGAGAAGCCUUUCUACAGGAGCGAGUUAAAUAAACUUGAAGCCACAAGGUGUUCUGCAGGUAUCUCUGGGUUAAACAGAGUCUACACAUGUCAAGGAGGUAGCUGUAUAACUAGAAACUGCAAAAUAAAUUCUACCUCGAAACUAUAUGAAAAAGAUUGUCAGUUCUUCCCUGAUAAAGUUCAAACAGAAAAAGCAUCCAUAAUGUUUAUGCAAAGUAUUGAUUCUGUUGUUGAAUUCUGCAAUGAAAAAAACCAUAACCGAGAAGCUCCAAGUCUACAAAAUCUAAAGUGCAAUUACAGAAGUACCUGGGAGGUCAUCAGAGAGUCUGAGGACUUUAACAGCACCACACCGAUGAAGGGACUACCUCCUCCACCUACCUUCUCAUUGCUGAGGAUCAAUGAGAGAAUUGUGUGCCUUGUUCUUGAUAAGUCUGGAAGCAUGGCUCUUGAUAAACGCCUCACUCGAAUGAAUCAAGCAGCAAAAUUUUUCUUGCUGCAAAUUGUGGAAAAUGGAUCCUGGGUAGGAAUGGUUGAAUUUGACCUUACUGCACACAUUAAAAGUCAGUUAAUACAAAUAAGAGGCGACAGCGAAAGAGAUACCAUGAUGAAGAGCUUACCUACACAAGCUAACAGUGGAACUUCCAUCUGCAAUGGGAUUAAAAAAGCAUUUGAGGUGAUUACAAAUGCAAGCUUCCAGUUGAGUGGGUCUGAAAUACUGCUGCUGACUGAUGGGGAAGACCACACGGCGAGCGGUUGUGUUAAUUCAGUGAAAGAAAGCGGGGUCAUCGUUCAUUUUAUUGCUCUGGGACAAUCUGCAGAGCCAGUAGUCACACAGAUGAGCAUUGAAACAGGAGGAAAACAGGAAUUGGCUUUAGAUAACGCUGUGGACAAUGGACUCAUUGAUGCUUUUGCUGCCCUCACAUCAGAAAAUGCUGAUCUCACUCAGAAGUCCAUUCAGCUUGAAAGUAAGGGACUAACAUUGGACACUGGCGCCUGGAUGAAUGACACUGUGGUAAUUGAUAGCACUGUGGGAAAGGACACGUUCUUUCUCAUCACAUGGUCCAAAGAGCAGACUCCUGCUAUUUCUCUUGUGGCUCCCAAUGGAUCACUGAUAGAAGGUUUCAAACAGGACAAUGACUCCAAAAUGGCAUAUCUCACUAUUCCCGGACAUGCACAGGUGGGCACAUGGCUUUACAAACUUCAAGCCAAAGCAAUCUCACAAAUACUCACUAUUACAGUAACUUCUCGGGCAGCAAAAGCUGCUGUGCCUCCAAUCACAGUGAGUGCGAGAAUGAAUAAAGUCACAAACACCUUCCCGAACCCCAUGAUUGUUUAUGCAGAAGUUCGACAAGGGUAUGCGCCCAUUCUUGGAGUCACUGUGACUGCGAUCAUUGAAUCAAGCAGUGGACACACAACAGUUUUGGAUCUACUGGACAAUGGUGCAGGUGCUGAUGCUUUCAAAGAUGAUGGAGUCUACUCCAGAUAUUUUAUAGCUUUUUCAGAAGAUGGCAGAUACAGCUUAAAAGUGCGAGCUUACGCAGGAACAAACUCUGCCAGACUAAGCUUACCACGGAAUAGAGGUGCCUUUGUACCAGGUUUGGUUGAGAAUGGAGAAAUUAAAGGGAACACACCAAGACCAGAAAUUGAUGAUAAUAAUCUGAAGGUUGUGGAGAGUUUCAGCAGAACAGCAACUGGAGGUGCAUUUGUGGUGUCAGAAUUUCGAAAUGUUCCCCUAAAUGAAGCAUUCCCACCAAAUCAAAUCACUGACCUCGAGGCCACAUAUGAAGAUGGUAAUAUCACCCUAACUUGGACUGCACCAGGAGAGAAUCUUGAUACUGGAACAGUUCAACAGUAUAUCAUAAGGAUAAGUGGAAGCAUGAUUGAUCUGAGAGACAAUUUUGAUGAUGCGCUUCAAGUUGACACGACUGACCUGCUGCCAAAGGAGGCCAACUCCAAGGAAACCUUCACAUUUAAACCAGGAAAUAUCUCAGAAGAAAAUGCAACCCACAUCUUCAUUGCCAUUCAAAGUGUAGACAAAAGCAAUCUGACAUCAAAAGUGUCCAACAUUGCUCAAGUGGCUUUGUUGACCCCAGAAGUUGAUCCAACACCAUCUACUAGUGAAAUUCAGACUACUCCUUCUGCUGGAAAUUAUGGUCCUAAAGUUAAUCUUUUUGCCAUUGUGUUGUCAGUGGGAUCUGUUGCACUUGUUAGUACUGUAGUACCACUAUUUGUCUUUUAGAAAAGGAAGGGAAUCUCUAAGCAGACCUAGAAACAGAUUUUAAAAAACAAAGCAACAGAAGUAAAGGAUAUUUCUGAAUUUUUAAUUCAUCCUUUCUGUUUAUGAACUCACAAAAAUAAUUUUAAGAAGCUUAGAAAAAAUAUUUUGAUUAAAUGAAAAUAUCCAUAGAUUUGUGAAAUACUGCCCAUACUAAUCUUUAAUAAUUUUAUUUACUAAUAUUUAUCAUAGUGAUGAAUAAAGAUUAUUUUUCAUAGUCA